Messenger RNA from Orbicella faveolata, 5344 nucleotides. RefSeq names its product metabotropic glutamate receptor 3-like. The record is from RefSeq and is a predicted model, not a curated record. Gene Ontology annotation, biological process: G protein-coupled receptor signaling pathway. Gene Ontology annotation, molecular function: G protein-coupled receptor activity. Gene Ontology annotation, cellular component: membrane. Lineage: Eukaryota; Metazoa; Cnidaria; Anthozoa; Scleractinia; Merulinidae.
GUCUUUUUUUUCUUCUUCUUCUUUGUUUCGGUUGAUGAGAUAUUCAUUUUGCUGUUAAUUCGUACGAUGUUUUAACGGAGAUAGCGACACAGAAUUUCUAUGGACCCUGGAUAGAGUUUUACGUAAAGACAACCGCGGAACACAGAGGGAGACAAGUACUAGAAGACGGCUAAAAUUUUCAGCGCUGCCUUUGCCCUCUCUACCUCUUUGGGAGAGAGAUACCCAAGCAGGUUCACAAGUUCCGCAAUCCAUGAUCCAGUAGUCCAGUCCUAAUAGUUUUCACCCUUAUUUUAUUCAUCUUGAACUUGAGAUAUUUGAAAAAACAUAUAACUUCUUUGUUAUCAUUAUCGCUUACUGAAAAACACAUUCAUGUAAUUAUAAUUCGUGAAAAUUGCAUUUUCAUUAUUCAUAUUUUUCCUUCAGCGCGCUGUCUUUGAAAUGGAAAUUAAAAGCUGCCUCUUUACAAUUCGACAAGAAAAUGUCAAUAAACAUAGCUUGGUCUGUCAAAGGAAAGGAAACUGCAAUUUCAGGCUAAAGUAUUAAAAACAUAUUGCCCUAACUAAAUCAACUGUCUGGUGAAAUCUGGCAAAGCCAAAACACUCACAGCUGAAAAUGUUUUUAUUUCCUUUCACAGAGUCACACUUAAAUAAAAGUGGGAAUUUAAUUAUCGAAAAUUCCUGGGAAUUUUACGGGGACUGAAACACUUGGCAAUUUUUUCACAUUUAAUAUUCACGCUUCCUUUUGCAGUAAGCAUUUGUAAAUUCAACGUUUAAGACAUUUCAGUUUUUGACAGACCUUGUAGAACAAGCUCACUCAAUUAGUUCAAAAAAAGCUGAAUACUGAGAGAUUUGGAGUUUUAAGAUCGACGAACAAGAGCCAUAUUAAUUGUCGGGGGGUCUGUUUUGAGUUGCUUACCCACAUAAAUUAGCAUAAACAAUUUGGUGCUCACAGUUCGUACUUGGCACAAAACCUCCCGCUAAUAAAUCGUGAUCAAUUUGAGGUCUGCAUGGUUUCGUAUCAUUUUUGCUGAAGCUGACACCUGUUUUAUAUAUUUCAAGGCUGAUUUGGCUUUUUUUUAGGCUCUCGGCAAUCCGCUUUUUUCGCAAGAGAAGAGGAAAGCUUUUAAAAAGAAAUUAUCUAGUUUAAAUUUGUUUGGAAAGUCAUUAUUUAAAACAGUACGAAUCCGAGCGCCAGGUUUAAAGACAACUUUUCAAUAAAACGAAGAAGUCGACAGGCAAUUUAAUGUAAUCCCGUUCGUUUGCAAAUUUUAAGGCGGUUUUACACAAACCUACGCUGACAGAUGUAAAAACAGACCUGUUUAUAGAUGACUUCGUAAACAGACGAGCUAAUGAAAGUAGUGGGCAGGCAGCACAAUAGCAAACAAGGAAGCAAAGGUUGUUAGAGACACCGCCUUGACGGAUGUCACGAGAAAUAAGCGGAUGCAUGGCGUUGCCUGAGGAUCAAGCUUUCAAGAAAGAAAAUAGACAACAAUCUUUCCCUUUUUGGUGUCUUUACUUUGGUGUCCCAAUACAGCGGUGUUUACUCGUUUUACGAAAAAACCGGCGACCCUUUCGUUUGUUAAAUUGAAGAAAAAAGCAACUGGACUUUGCGUGACAUAGCUGCAAUGGAUGCAAACUUUAAAGGGUUUCCUUCACGCCAUUGUCGAAGAAACGUCUUCCGAGGUGUUAUAGUAAACUUUGCUCUCUUCAUUUCUUUCUUGUCAAGCUUUUGUUUUGGCGAAAUAGUGGCCACUUCGCCUGACUACCCGACUAUCAGUGGCGGCCAUGAUGGAGAGCGCUUGUUCGGCAAGAGCGCUAAAUUUCCGGUGAGAAUCGAGGCAGAUAUAAUUCUUGGAGGACUGUUUCCGAUUCAUAAUAAAAACGCAUCGCAACGCGGUCCUCCGAAAUGCGGAAGUUUAAACGCGGAAAGAGGUAUUCACCGAUUAGAAGCUAUGAUUUUCGCCCUCGAUCAAAUAAACAAAGACCCCAAUCUACUAUCGAAUAUAACACUGGGAAUGUCUGCUUACGACACUUGUGGAUGGUACACAAGGGCGCUAGAAGAGUCGCUCGAGUUUGUCAUGGAGUCACUGGAAAAUAAAGCCACUCCGACGAGUUGUGAAAACGCGGCGAAGAAAAACAGAUUAGUUGCAGUCGUCGGUGCGGCAUCUAGUGCCGUCUCUAUUCAAGUCGCGAACCUUUUACGUCUGUUCAAUUUGCCGCAAAUAAGCUACGCCUCCACCACGCCCGACCUCAGUGAUAAAUCGAAGUACGACUUUUUCGUGCGCACUGUCCCCCCGGAUAACUACCAGGCCCGCGCGAUGGUCGAUGUUGUGCGCGGAUUGAAGUGGACCUCCGUGUUUACUGUCAGUUCCGAGGGGAUUUAUGGAGAGCGGGGUAUCCGAGAGUUCACGGCUGGCGCAAAAGCGGCGAAUAUUUGCAUCGCGGGGUCCUUCAAGAUCGAAGGCGCAAGCGACGAGACACACAUCAAGGCGAUCAUCUCUGAAUUUCUUAGACACCCAAACGUCCGAGGAGUGGUCUUGUUCUGCACAGAUACCGACUCGAGAAGGCUUCUCGAAGGUGCGCAACGGAAGAAAGCAGCUGGUAGCUUCAUAUGGGUGGCGAGCGACUACUGGGGUACCAGGACGAAACCAAUUGAGGGACUGGAGGAAUACGCAGAAGGCGCCAUAACAGUUAGUCUAGCUGAGGCCCCUUCCCCAUCGUUCAAAACGUACUUCACUUCUCUAAAACCUGGAAACCGCAGUAGGAUUAAUCCUUGGUUUGACGAGUUUUGGGAGAAGCAGUUUCGCUGCAGCUUGAAGAAAAACAGAACUUCAUGUCCUAAGGAUGCUAGUCUCGUAAGCCACAAUCUACGUAUCGAUGACAAGGUACCCUUUGUCAUAGAUGCUGUAUACGCUGUUGCGCACGGCCUGGACAAGAUGUACAAGCGUCUCUGUCCUGAACAGAACGGUCUGUGUCCAGAAAUGAAGAAAACAUUUAAGGGCAAAUAUCUGCGAGAUCUUCUCUUCAACGUGACAUUCACUGGAGUUACUGGCCCGGUUAGCUUCGAUCAGAACGGCAAUGGCCCGGGCCGAUACGACAUUUAUCGUCUGGAGGGCGGGAAGUACACAAAGAUUGCUUCCUGGAAUGAGGAACUGUAUGACGCGACAAUGCUUUACCACGGAAGUAGAAACGGUACGAUUCCAUCAUCUCAUUGCGGGUCUCCAUGCUCUGUCGGUUUUCAAAAAAUGUUUGAUCGUGAGGGAUCGUGUUGCUGGACUUGUAAGCGUUGCCAGGAGAAUCAUUAUGUCGAAGAGGAAACAAACUGCAAACCUUGUAAUCAAGGACAACGCCCCAAUUCUGAGAUGAACGGCUGUGAAUCCCUUCCUAGACGAUACAUCGCCAAAAGCUGGCUAUUCAUGGUGAUGGUCUUUUCGGGCCUGGGCAUUGUGUGUACAAUAUUUAUUGGCACUUUAUUCUACGUCAACAAAGAGACCCCUCUCGUGAAGGCCUCAGGAAGAGAGCUCACUUGUGCGCUCCUGUUCGGCUUGUUGUUCUGUUACGUGUUUUCGUUCUUCCUACUGGCUGAGCCUUCGACUACCAUUUGCGCCAUCCAGCGGUUUGGUUUGGGGUUCUCCUUCAGUGUGUGCUAUGCGGCUAUUCUUAUCAGAACCAAUCGGAUUGCCAGAAUCUUCCAGAAAAGCAACCGCUCUACAAAACCGCCGCUUUUCAUCAAACCUGCAUCCCAAAUCGCCAUACUUGCAGUUUUUGUAAGCAUCGACGUCGUUGUCGCUGGCAUUGGUCUGGCAAGAUGGCCCCCAGAGACCGUCCUUGCGUAUCCCACAAACAAAGACGUUUUGCUCAUUUGCAACAUCCAGAAUUAUGAUCUGGUGUUUGCCUUAACGUACAACGUUUUAAUCAUCGUACUUUGUACAUUUUACGCGUUCAGAACGCGCAAAACACCUGAAAACUUCAACGAAGCGAGAUACAUUGGCUUCGCGAUGUACACCACUUGUAUAAUCUGGGUUGCGUUUCUUCCCGUGCAGAUCGGGGUCAGCAAGGACUAUGCCACCAUAACCCUUAGCAUAAACACGGCUUUAAAUGCCACAACUCUUCUGCUGUGCAUUUUUGGACCUAAAGUCUACAUCUUGGUUUUUAGGCCCACGAGAAACCUUCGAGGCAAGUCCUUAAACAGCUGGCGCUCCCAGGGCAAUGACUAUCAGCAGACACAAGGUCGAGCAAAGUCGGAGAGCCAAGUCACUGAUUUGAGUAUCAAGAGUAAUACAUCUGAACUGGGAAUUGAUAAUCCCACUCUACAAAAUGGGCAUACACAAAGCGAGGCUGCUCUGUAAGAAAGUACCGUGAACUCACCCCAUGAUACGAAAACAUUUUUAUUCUUGGCCCCAAACCCUUUAUUGAAAAGGGAGGAGGCAUGGGGUCAACAAUUUUCUCAGAAAAUUAAUGUAAGAACAAAAACUAUUGGUAGCAGUUAUUUGGAUAAGUUGGACUAGAUGGGGUAUAGUUCAGAGAGCAAAUGGGCCAGUCAGUGAUUUCAAUAUCAAUUGGAAAUUAUGAACAUGAUUAUUUUCUGAAUAGUACAACACAAGUCCAAGUACAACAUGUAAUAAAUUAGUUAUAUCACAACAAACUAAGAUUAAUAGGAAGUGCAAAUAUCUCUAAUUGGGAACCUGUACAUAAACACAUGCACUUCACGUGACAAACAGGAAUCAAUAGAUGGAUUUGGCUAACAUGUUCACUUCCUUGUUGCCAUCCAAUUCAGAUCAUCUGAUGGUUCAUUUGGGAGGUUACAAUUAAUUUAUUGCUCUGUUUGCACAUUCUCCCAUGCAAUCAGUUGCAUGUGGCAAAUUGCACAAUUGUAAUCUCCCAAACGAAUAAUCAUGUGAUCUGAAUUGGGUGACAACAAGGAUGUAAACAAGUUACCCAAAUGCGUCCAAUGAUUCCAAACAAUUAGUGGUAGGACGACUUGCAUUCCUAAAUACACUGUACACUACACAAUCAUACAGUCUUCUCUGAUGGAAGUUACAAUUGACACAAAACUAGUAAAAAUACUAUUCAUCAGCAGUUACAAUAAUUUAAAAUAAAAAAAUUGUUGAUGAAUAAAAUAGUUAUAUCAGUAUAUUUUAGAUAAAGUACUUUAAUAAAUUAAGAACUCCCCAAAUUUGUCAUUUAAGUUAUUGAAUAUGUUGUUAAAUGAUAUGUUUGCAUCGAAUCUCAUAGAGAAUUGUACAAGAAGAGUUUGUAUGUACAUGUAUUUAGAAGGUGCUGAAUACAGUAGUUUGGACAAGUCAAAUAUUUUGAUUCAUUAAAUAAUUACUUCUUAAAUUUGA